GAAAAAAGCUUGCAUGCCUUCUUAAAAGGCACGUGGGUGGUGCAGUGUCCAGAAGCACACGUGCACAACCCUGAUAGAGACUCAAGACCCGACCCGAAAGUCAGACCCACUGUUUUGGGCAUCUGCACUGAUUUUGUGAUUUGUUGACAGCUUUCCAUGCUUUGGCAUUUGCAGGGACUGCCACCAACUGUCUGAAGUCCCUCCCAGAAAAUGACGAACAACCCGCAUGGCCACCUCUUUAUCUUGCUCACACUCGUCUCUUUCCCACCAUCUAAACCCAACCAACCGAGAGAGAGAGAAAAAUCUCUUUCCUUUGGGUUUGUUUGAUUGUCAUCUAUUUUUCAACAUUUUCACGUUCAUUUCCUCCUCCCUGCACGAAAGUACUGAAAGGUUCUAUCAAAAAGAUGUAUGAGGAUGCACCUUCAGCCCCAUUGUUAUCCUUUUACAACUCCUCGAAAUUGGAGGAAAGUGCUGAGAAUGAUGAAUUAGGUGUUGAACAAGAUUCUCAAUACUCCCGCCCCACUCUUUCAGAGGUGGUUGAAGAGAUCAAACAGCUAUAUAUCAUAGCCAUUCCAAUGAUCCUUACCGGGCUUUUCAUCUACGGCAAAUCUGCAAUAUCAAUGUUCUUCAUGGGGAAGAUAGGGAAGGAAGCAUUAGCCGGUGGCUCUCUCGCAAUCAGCAUAGCUAACAUCUCCGGCUACUCUGUCAUUUCCGGGCUUGCAAUGGGCAUGGAAGGGAUUUCUUCUCAAGCUUGCGGGGCCAAGCAAUGGCAUCUCAUGGGUCUAACCCUCCAGCGCACUAUCAUAAUACUCUGUUUAGCCUGCAUACCCAUUUCAUUUCUGUGGCUAAACUUCCAACCCAUCCUUCUCUUUUGGGGCCAAAACCCCACCAUUUCAUCCAUUGCCGCUACCUAUCUCGCCUUCUCUCUUCCCGACCUCCUCUUCCAGUCCCUCAUCAACCCUCUCAAAAUCUUCCUCAGAACCCAAGAAAUAACCCUCCCUCUUAUGCUAACCGCAGCUUUCUCUCUUGCCCUUCACGCCCCCAUCACCUCUUUCAUUGUACAUCAUCUCGACCUCGGCAUUCGAAGCAUUGCCUUGGCAGGCGUGUUAACCGACCUAAACCUCCUUGUCAUGCUUCUGCUUUACAUCUGCUUCUCCGGCACUUGCAGAAAAUCAUGGCAGGGCUGGUCGCGCCAAUGCUUCAAGGAAUGGAAACCAAUUCUCGACCAAGCCAUCCCCAGCUGUAUCUCCGUCUGCUUAGAGUGGUGGUGGUACGAGAUAAUGAUACUUCUUUCAGGCAUUCUCACAAACGCCGCCGAGGCAGUCGCCACCAUGGGAAUUCUUAUACAGGCAACUUCGCUGGUCUACAACUUCCCUAUUGCUCUGAACCAAGCUGUUUCGACUCGGGUAGGUAACGAACUCGGCGCUAACCGGCCAUACAAGGCGAAGAAGUCGUCAAUUAUAGCGCUAUCUUGCGCCGUUUUCACUGGCCUCAUGGCCAUGCUGUUCAUGAUAACCAUGAGAAAUGCUUGGGGUCGGAUUUUCACCGCCGAUAAAGCGAUACUGUCGUUGACGGCAGCGGCGAUGCCUGUGGUGGGACUGUGUGAGCUAGGGAACUGCCCGCAGACAACCGUUUGCGGGGUGCUGAGAGGCAGUGCCAGGCCAUCUCUGGGUGCUUACGUCAACCUGGGAUCGUUCUACGGCGUUGGAUUGCCCUUUGCAGUUUUCAUGGGCUUUGGGAUGGACAUGGGCCUAUUGGGCCUUUGGUUGGGCUUACUGGCUGCUCAGAUGGUGUGUGCUGCAAUAAUGGUGCUCGUGCUGUCGAAAACGGAUUGGAUGGAACAAGUAGGCAGGGCCGAAGACCUUACUAGUAUUCAUGUGGAGGACCAACACCCUUGACGGAUAAUUAGCGGCCUAAAGGCUCACACUUAUAAGCUUACCAUACGAAGCAGAUUAAAAAAACAAAAAAAGAGUUCAGAGUUGGUGUUUUUGUUUUUUUGUUUGCAA
Corylus avellana is the source of this 2006-nucleotide messenger RNA. Its product is annotated as protein DETOXIFICATION 48-like. Gene Ontology annotation, molecular function: xenobiotic transmembrane transporter activity; antiporter activity. The record is from RefSeq and is a predicted model, not a curated record. Gene Ontology annotation, cellular component: membrane. Lineage: Eukaryota; Viridiplantae; Streptophyta; Magnoliopsida; Fagales; Betulaceae. Gene Ontology annotation, biological process: xenobiotic detoxification by transmembrane export across the plasma membrane.